UGACCACAUGGUGAUUGUAUACAAAGUAUAGGUUAUGUGUUAGCUGGUUGUUAGACAAGUUGAUUACAUUAGAAGUUUAUACAUGUUUUAUAUUUUUGUUACUAUUUAUUGUGUUGCCUUGUAAAUACUAAGAGAUGAAGAAUAAGCCACUUCGUCAUAAAGAAUCAAAUACCUUCAAGUUCCAGCCAUUUUCCGAGCGUAUCUCAAAUGUCGACAUUGACGUGUUCCACCGUGUUGGCCACUUGAAUGAAAAUGAAGAAGAGGACAGCUUGACCUUUUUCUAUAAGACUUUACAAAAAUACAAUGAUCUAAAUCUGUCAAAGAGCUAUGAACGUUUGAAAAAGAACAUAGGCUAUGAUGUCCAAACGUUGCCUCAGCUGUUAGUACAGAAAAGAAGACUUGUUGAUGUUUUGUCUCAGUGUCUUGGAGAAGUGGAUUCAUUGUCAUUGCAACCAUGUCUGGAGUUGGUAGUCGCUUUAGCCCAAGACUUACGACAAGAAUUUUACCCUUUCUACCCAGAACUGCUGGCUAAAAUCUUGAAUUUAUUACACACAAAAGACGCUGACCAGUUAGAAUGGGCUUUCACUUGUCUUGCCUACUUGUUCAAGUAUUUGUGGAGAUUCCUAGUCAGGGACCUGGGUGAUGUGUUUGAACAGUUGCUACCUCUUCUGAGCUCCUCCAGACCUCAAUACGUGAACAACUUUGCUGCUGAGAGUUUUGCUUUCGUAGCGAGAAAAGUCAAGGACAAAAGAAAUUUCUUGAAGCUGAUUCUAAAAAAUUUAAAGAGAACAAAAGAUGGUGUGUCUGGUUGUGGAAAGCUCUUAUCUGAAGUGGUAUGUGGCGUUCAAGGUCAAUUCCACACUUGUGCUGAGACGUGGUUGCAGUUCCUCUUUGAAUCAUUAUCAGAUCAAGGAUUACCAAAUGGUCUGCUCCUGGAAGUGUUGGUUCAUACAGUCACAUCAAUUGCAAGCACUAUAUCAGCAAAACACAGCAAAUUAUUCUGGGAUAUCCUUCAAGAGCUGUUGACCAAACAAGCUGCAGUGUGGAAAGACAAGAAAACUGAGUGUAACUCGAACAGCAUUGCUCACAUUCUCCAGCUGAUAUUGACUGUGUUAAACCACAAGCAGUGUUCUUUGUUGGUCAACCCGGUCGAGUUUGUCAAGACUCUUGUCAACCUGACAGGAAACUGGCCCUCUGAAGUAACCAUGUUGUUAGUUGAUAUUUCUAGUGCGAUCCUGCUCUCCCCAAGAGUCAGGUUGCCUCAAGAUCUGACGAUAGUUUUGACAAAAAAGAUAUUAUCAUCAGGAGACUGGAAUGCAGUAAAGCACUUUGUUAGUCGUACAUUGCCAUACUCUGGGUUUGAGAUGCACAUCUUGCCAAGCUUUCUUCAACAGUGUGAAGAUGAAGACUUUAAGGAUGUGCUCCUUCAGUUGACUAAAGUGAUUGUUUUCAAAGUACCUCCUGCCAAAUCUUUCAGUGAGCUCAAAAAUAAAGCUAUCUAUCCCCUUCACUCUUCUCUCCAGUGGAAAGAAAACAUCAUUGAACAACUACUACAAUUGUUGGACAGAAAAACUAUAGAAGAAAUCGAGAGAAACAAAGAGGACAUUAUUCAAGCGUUAAUAAUCCUUCCAAAUUUGGUUUUGAAAAACUCCAAGAAUGCUCUACAGAUAGAGAUGUUGACAUCUCAAUUAGUAAAUGUGGUAAUCCAGCAAUGCUCUGACGACAAGGGAUCAUUGCCCUCAAUGUUGCUUCUACUGUCCCAAGCUAUGAGUGCAAUUUUUCUUGUUUGUGAUAAAAGCGAAUAUGAAAACAUAGAAUUUGAGAACAUAGUCAGUGCUCUUCUUCCUUUGAUGAGAACCCACGUGUUGGCUCUUCAGACAUUGGAAAUUUUGGUAAACAUUGCCACAACAGAGGUGUUAAAAGAUAUUUCUGCAACAUUGAUGGAUGAACUUGUUGAUAAUCUUGCUUCUCCAUUUCGUCAGAUAAGAUUACUGAGUGCUAGCAUCCUGCAAAGUUUACAAACAGAUGCUGGUGAAGAUCUAUACAAUAUGCUAUCAAUAAUUGUGUCAGCUGAGGGUAUCGGAGCGACUGUUCAUGAGUACAGGGACAAGCUGCGACAGCUGCAAAUGCUAGAGUGUCCCGACAAUCCUGAGCGCCAAAGUCACUUCAAGGUCGCUCUUAACUAUCUGUUGGGUAACCUCUAUGUCAACUUCAAGCUGCUAUGGGAACCUGUAUCCAAGCUGGUGGUGACAUAUGCCAAACACAUGCCAGCUGCCCAGUUCUGGCCGGUGUUUGUUUCCCGUCUCAACCUCGUUGUGCAGCAGAUACAACUGGGAGUGUCCACUGGAGAUAGCCACAAUUAUAUCUGUGAAGUGUUGGUUGAGGCAAGCCAGAAUCUGACAAAAGUGGAAGACCGCCCCGAUGUUUUUAAUCACAGGCUCCUUUUGUGGCGACUGAUGACGAAUUUUCCAGAAGUCUGUGAGGAAAAGAACAGAGAUAUUGUUGUCUUGUUUCUUGACUUUUUGAAAUCUGAAUACUACAGAAUCAGCCCAGAUGAAAUGACCACUUGGAAUAUAAAACAAGGGAAUAGAAAGGAAAACACGCAGGUCACUGACAAUAUAGACAGUAGCGAUCAGUAUAAUAAUGAAGAAAAAAUGGAUAUAGAAAAUGAUAAUGAGGAUCCAGAUGAAACACAAGAUUCUGACACGGAAGAGCCAACCAAUGAAAACUUUGUCCCUGGUCGGAGCGCAUCUAAGAGUUUAUUGGCUCAUCUCGCUGUAUUUGGACGGCUACGUAACCCUAGAUCGAUGUUCAGAGAACCGGAACUGAACAAAGCUUAUCACGAUCUGUUGACGCAUAAAAAUCCAGAUAUCCAGAAAGCAGCUUUGGAUUGUAUUAUGACCUACAAAUACAAAUACCUUGUUCCCUACAAGGACCACCUCUAUGGAUUGAUUGAUGACAAGACUUUCAAGGACGAGGUGACGCUGUUUAGAAUCGACACAGAUAAUGAUUUGAUUCGCCCAGAGCAUAGAGCUGAACUUAUUCCAGUUGUUUUAAGGAUUGUGUACAGCAAAAUGCUGAACAGAAGUGGUGUCAGAACUGGGAGCAAAUCGGCCAAGCAAGUUCGUCGCUCUAUAGUGUUUCGUUUCCUAGCAGGGUGCAAGCAUGAAGAGCUGCUAUUUUAUCUGCACAUGGCUUUCAGGCUUUACACUCCAACUGUGCAAGAGAAUGUGGGUGCGAUGGUAUCACACAUCCAGGACUCCCUGAAUUUGUGA
Messenger RNA from Homalodisca vitripennis (glassy-winged sharpshooter), 3275 nucleotides. RefSeq names its product small subunit processome component 20 homolog. NCBI's taxonomy places the organism in Eukaryota, Metazoa, Arthropoda, Insecta, Hemiptera, Cicadellidae. Gene Ontology annotation, cellular component: small-subunit processome; nucleolus; 90S preribosome. The transcript has 15 exons. The coding region runs from base 135 to 3275 and encodes 1046 amino acids. The record is from RefSeq and is a predicted model, not a curated record.